Molecule: messenger RNA, 638 nt
Organism: Temnothorax curvispinosus
Lineage: Eukaryota; Metazoa; Arthropoda; Insecta; Hymenoptera; Formicidae
Product: histone H2B
Exons: 1
Coding region: 39-410 (123 amino acids)
Cellular component (GO): nucleosome
Molecular function (GO): structural constituent of chromatin; protein heterodimerization activity; DNA binding
Source: RefSeq, a predicted model, not a curated record
GAUCGUUUGUACGGCUCUUUACGAAAUCCUGAAGCAUUAUGCCACCUAAGGCGAGCGGCAAAGCUGUGAAGAAGGCCGGUAAGGCCCAGAAGAAUAUCAGCAAGACCGACAAGAAGAAGAAGCGCAAGAGGAAGGAGAGCUACGCUAUCUACAUCUACAAAGUACUGAAGCAAGUACACCCGGACACCGGAAUCUCCAGCAAGGCUAUGAGCAUAAUGAAUAGCUUUGUCAACGAUGUCUUCGAGCGCAUCGCCGCCGAGGCGUCGCGUUUGGCUCACUACAACAAACGCUCGACGAUCACUUCUCGGGAGAUCCAGACCGCUGUCCGGCUCUUGCUACCUGGAGAACUGGCCAAGCACGCCGUGAGUGAAGGCACCAAGGCUGUCACCAAGUACACCAGCUCCAAGUGAAGCGUUCCUCUCCAGAUCAACGGCCCUUAUCAGGGCCACAAAUUUCUUCAUACGAUUGGCAUUCUCACGGUUCCAAUAUUUCUGAAUAUAACAAUUUACGUAUAUACCUAUUACGUAUAUACUAUUCACGAAAUUAUAAGAUUCUUAACUUUUGUAUCGUGGAAGAGGUAAUGAAAUGAACUUUGCACGGUUCAUCUUUCCUCUUUUCUUUUCACAAUUCACGUUACA